GCGAAAGAAAGAGAGAGAAAAAGGAAUCCUCUCAUUCACUCUCCCAUCAAUCCUUUCAUCAAAGUCUUCCUCUUUUUGCCUCUCCAAUUUUCUUUCUUUCUCUAGUCUCUAUCUUGUAUCUUACAAAUAUGGAAAUCUUUUGAUAGUUCAAUCAACAAUCCAUGCCCUUCUUUUCCUUCUCUUAUUAUUAAACCCUAAAAAAACCUCAAAAAUAAUAAUUUAAUGGAUUCCUUUGCAGAAGUAGAGAGUUCCAACACCACCACCAACAACAAUAAUAAUAAUAAUAUUAUGUCGUCGUCAUCAUCAUCAUCUACAUCAAGUCGAUAUGAGAAUCAGAAACGUCGUGAUUGGAACACUUUCGGUCAGUACCUUAAGAACCAUAGACCACCACUCUCUCUCUCCCGCUGUAGCGGAGCUCACGUCCUUGAAUUCCUCCGUUACCUCGAUCAAUUUGGUAAAACUAAAAUCCACACACCGAUAUGUCCAUUUUACGGCCUUCCAAAUCCUCCAGCACCUUGUCCAUGUCCACUUCGUCAAGCUUGGGGUAGCCUUGAUGCACUUAUUGGUCGUCUUAGAGCUGCUUAUGAAGAAAAUGGAGGAAAAUCUGAAAUGAAUCCUUUUGGUGCUCGUGCUGUUAGGCUUUACCUUCGUGAAGUUCGUGAUUUGCAGUCGAAAGCAAGAGGUGUUAGUUAUGAAAAGAAGAAAAGGAAACGACAACCAUCGUUACAAUUUUCUGGUGUUACUCCGCCAUCAGGAUCAGGAGGUAAUAAUAGAAGCAACAUUACUCAUGGAGUUUAGUUUAAAAUUUCAUGAUUUAGCAGUUAUUAGUACUACUAAUUAUUUUGAGGACAUUACGUACCUAGGGUUUG
Molecule: messenger RNA, 869 nt
Organism: Solanum stenotomum
Lineage: Eukaryota; Viridiplantae; Streptophyta; Magnoliopsida; Solanales; Solanaceae
Product: protein LIGHT-DEPENDENT SHORT HYPOCOTYLS 3-like
Exons: 1
Coding region: 223-798 (191 amino acids)
Biological process (GO): mRNA transcription; response to light stimulus
Cellular component (GO): nucleus
Source: RefSeq, a predicted model, not a curated record